Molecule: messenger RNA, 1995 nt
Organism: Porites evermanni
Lineage: Eukaryota; Metazoa; Cnidaria; Anthozoa; Scleractinia; Poritidae
Source: the annotation of a GenBank genome assembly
CAGGAUAGUGAACUUUCUUACGCUCAUCGAGAUGGGCGGUUAUUGGAGUUGAUCGACGAAGCCUGGCAGAAGGACAAGUUGCCCAACGAUGGUAGAAAGUUACAUUUAAUAGUGUCUAGCAUUUUAUAAACGUAGAAAAUUGAAGCUUAACAUGUAUGCUUUCAAGGAAAUGUCUUCAUUCAUAUAGGGGUUUAUCAUUAUUGUUAGUUACCCUACAUUUUGUGAGAACUAACCGUUUAAAAAGGUCAGCUGUGGGAUCGCGCUCGUGAAAAGCAACAAAAGUUUUGAUCCGGGGCUGGCAGCUACAUUUGUCUGACUAGCAGUGAUUGAGUAGAUAUUAUUAUACAAAGGGUAGGGUUAACCUGCGUCGCCGACAGUCUAAAUCCCUGAUAUAGAGUCAAAGACUACAUCAAUUUCUCUAUCCGGGUCUCGAGUGACAAGUCCGCGUGCAAUGCAGGCUAGGUAGGGUAUGAGGGUGCCAAGGGGAUAUAUCGGUGCCUUAAGUCAAUUAGCAGUUGAAAAAACACCCUGCUAAGUCGAUAUUUAAGGAGUGGCUUUGUCAGUUGAAUUCCAGGGUCUCCAUUAUAAAGACCUGUUGUCAUAUAUUUAAGCUAUCUAAGAUGUGGCAACUGAGAGGUGACCUCCUAUUAGGAUAGUUUGUGUUACCAUUUACCUGGUGCUUACAAAAGGAAAGAAUUGUCGCGAAUCUGUUAACUCCAUUGAUGCCCGCAUUAAUGCAUGGUUGCUAUUCUCCUGGGACCACUUGCAUAAAAGUUCGUGUCCAAUGUAGCUGCUAAUGUCUAGCUUUAAAAUUAAGGUUUUGAUUGGACUGUCCGCCGUGUUAUUUAUGCACCUGCCCCACGUUAUGUCUGUAAAACAAAGAUGUAAUGUGGGCAGACAGAGAAAUGUCACUUUAUAAUAUUAUUUUCAGAGAUUUCUGUUCCUGAAUUUGAACUUCCACCGGUUGAUGACAGUGACCGUAAGUAUUUCUGUUGACUUACUUUUGCAUUCUGUUUUUUGAGUGAAAUUAUUAGUGGAAAAUUCACGUGUUUCUGAGCAUGUAGGUGAACAGAAAAAAAAAGUUGUGACCUGUACUAUGUAGGUACCAUUUAGGGGUACUGGUUACAGCAUAGGUUCAAAGGUGUCUCAUGUGCAAGUGCUAUACCAGUAGUGCAUUCUAGUUAAAAUGCAGAGACCUAAAACCCUUUACCAAAUUAACGUUUAUUGAACUGGCAAUUGUAAUAACUGAAAAAAUGUGUUGAAACCUUGAACUGUCAAUUAUGUUUUAUUUUUUCAAAGUGAGCCAGAAAAUUCCAAUUUGGUCUGGAAAGUACCUCUGAUUACAUGAAACCACAGCCAGUUUAUGGGUUAUUGGAACUGUUCAGUUUUAUCCUCUCUAACCAAAGUUAGUUUUUAUGAUGCAAUGGGUGUCGACUCAUUGCCAGUUGUAUUGGACAUGUCAUUUUAUUGUGUAAGGAAGGGGAUAUUGGAUGUGAGUUGUGUGACAUAUGCCUCCCUCUGCAUCUUAUUGCCCUACACUUACAAAUAGUGCCCUCACGGGUUUAUUUCAGGAGAAAUUUGGUAUUUUUAGUUUACAAAAAUUUGAAACAAUAAAUUUUGCCUUCAACUUAUAGACAAUGGAAUAACAGACUCACUAAAAGAACAGGAACAAAAGUGGACAGAUCUUGGAAUUCAACAGCUACAAGAAUCACAGCAAAACAGUGGAAACUAGAGCAGCAAAUAAGCUGCUACAUUGUAUAUAAAACUUGCAAAGAGAGGAGAUCUGUGUUUCCUGAGGAAGUGGCCAGUAAAAGUCUUUUUUCCUUUUCUUUCACCCAACACAUCUGGCAAAGAAACAAUAUUAGAUUACAGGGUUUGUACAGAUUUUUGUGUCCAAAAUUCAAGACUUUUUCCAGAUUUUUUUCUAAAACGAUAACUUCUUUUUCCAGACUCAAGAUUAUCAUAUAGAGACCUUAAACAACACAGGAACAGAGC